This is a messenger RNA of Solanum tuberosum (potato), 1657 nucleotides long. RefSeq lists its product as uncharacterized. The transcript is spliced from 2 exons. Gene Ontology annotation, molecular function: nucleic acid binding; zinc ion binding. Bases 329 to 1558 code for a protein of 409 amino acids. The record is from RefSeq and is a predicted model, not a curated record. NCBI's taxonomy places the organism in Eukaryota, Viridiplantae, Streptophyta, Magnoliopsida, Solanales, Solanaceae.
AGCUAGUUAGUUAAGAUGACACUUAAAUGUUAAUUAGUUGUUAGCUGUAGUUAGUGGAAGUAGAAAGUUGGUUAGACUAGUAACUAACUAUAAUGCUAAAGUGUCCAGCUGUGAUGAUCAGUUAAAUCACACUAUAAAUACUUGUAUGUGCCUUUAUAGUUUUAGUUUGAUAUGAAAUAAAUUUCUCUCUUCUAUCUUCUCUCAAAAUGCUUCCGCCAUUAAUGUAGCUUGAGCUUACAAGCUAAGUAUGAAAUCUAACAUGGUAUCAGAGCAGUGUUGACUGGAAUUACACGCUCAAACAAAUAGAUUCUUCAAUUGCGAAUAAGAAAUGGCUGGAAACUUAGAAACAGAACCAGCUGAAGAUCGACAGACUCAGGUAAUUACUGAAAAAAUCAAUAACACACAUCCAUUGUUUGUUCACCCGUCAGAUACUCCAGGAUCGGUGUUGAUUCCCACAAAAUUGACUGGAUCUGAAAAUUACGGGUUAUGGAGACGAUCUAUGACGAUAGCCUUGCAAGCAAAAAGGAAAUUGGGAUUUGUUAACGGGACCUGUAGGAAGGAGCAAUUCGGUACUGAUCUACAUGAAGAUUGGGAGACUUGUAAUGCGAUUGUUUUAUCCUGGAUUAUGAACACAGUUUCUAUGCAUCUUCUCAGUGGGAUUGUGUAUUCGUCAAAUGCACAUCUGGUAUGGGAGGAUCUGAAGGAGAGGUUCGAUAAAGUCAAUAGAAUUCGAAUUUUUCAGUUACAUCGAGAGAUCGCGAUGAUAUCGCAAGGAACUGAUUCUAUAGCUACGUAUUUUACAAGGCUAAGAGAACUUUGGGCUGAAUAUGAUGAUUUGGUUCCCACACCUAGGUGUGAUUGCGUGAAAUCUAGGGAUUACAUUGAACACCUUCAGGGCCAGAGAUUACUGCAAUUUCUUAGUGGUUUGAAUGAUUCUUAUGAGCAAGUACGCAGGCAAUUAUUGCUCAAAACUAUUGAACCAUCACUAAAUCAAGCGUAUGCCAUGAUUAGUGAGGAUGAGAGUCAAAGAUCAUGUCCUUUUCCAGCUAUUGGAGGAAAGAGUGAACAUCUUGCCAUGCAAAUCAAUAGAGGACAACCAUAUAGGGGUAAAAAGCCCUUUGUCAAGUGCGAUCAUUGUGGACGAGGAGGACAUGUAAAAGGAGACUGCUACUGGUUGGUUGGUCGUCCAGAGGAGCAAAAGGGGACUCCUGAUGAUGACUCUAGGAAAAGGAACUAUGCAGCAAACAAUAACAAAAAGCCAUACAACUCGCAAUUUCAGAGACAAAAGAACUUUAAUGCAAAUAAUGUUGUAAGUGAUGAUAGGAGACACUAUGCAACUGAAAAUGAAGGGAGUUGCUCAAUGAAGAAUGGAGCUGGUGAUCAGGUUUUCACAGAUGAACAGUACAAACAAUUGCAGCAGCUAUAUGGGAGAAAUGCUCCUUUGUUUUCAGAUGAACAAUACAGACAAAUUCAGGAGAUGAUGAAUGAUAAGAAGGAACACACAAAUCAGCACAAUCUGGCAGGAUCUUUACAAUGGCAAGGUGAGGGGGAUUGGUAAAGAGGAAGGAAGCUUGUACAUUGUCAAGUCUCAUGAUAUGUGCUCAACCAAUAGUACUAAAUUGUCUUCAGAUAAGGCAAAAGAUACUGAACUUUGGCA